Adineta steineri is the source of this 1302-nucleotide messenger RNA. The record is from the annotation of a GenBank genome assembly. Lineage: Eukaryota; Metazoa; Rotifera; Eurotatoria; Adinetida; Adinetidae.
AUGGUAUUGGAAUCUCGCUCUCUAAUGUAUUGUGCUGUCCCGAAAGUAGCAACAAAAACUCUUCUUAAUGCUAUGCUUUAUAUGCAUGUGCAAGAUAUAAUUGAUAAUCUCGAUCGUAAUGGGACAUAUAUUGGGGCUGACAGAGCUGAAUGGGAAAAAGAUACGAAUAUUACUUUAUUCACUAAUGAACUUCGACAAAAAGGAAUUGUAAUUCCAAAAACAGAAGAACCAAAAUCUCUUGCAGCAUUUCUUCGUAUGUAUCUUAAAGUUCUUCGAUUCGGCAAUAUCAACGGAACAUAUUAUUCUCGAUCUCUUAAUCCUUGGAGGCUCUCUUUUAUGUUUUCAUUUCCAUACUUUCGUCUGCGUAGUCUUCCUAAUUUCUCUGAUAUAUUCUCACCAUCUUAUACUCGAGCCAUAUUUGUUCGUCAUCCAUUUGAACGUCUUGCAUCAGCUUACAAAGAGAGAAUUGCAACACUCAAACAAGAUAGAAUUGAACCUGAACCUGUAUAUGAUAAAAUACGCGAGGAAAUCUGUCGAAGUCUACCACCAAAACAAAGAUCAUGCAAAGGGACUAUUCCUUCAUUUGAAGAUUUUAUUGAGUAUAUUCUUAUAGAUACUAACACAUCAACUGGAAUUGCUAAAAUGGACUAUCAUUGGCAACCUUAUUCAUUGAUUUGUCAAGUCUGUAAAUUUAAAUAUAAUUUUAUUGGUAAAUAUGAAAUGUUGAAUGAUGAUUUUAAUUCUUUUCGCAAAAUUGCUAAUUUAUCUGAUUGGAACCUUGAGAAGCGAAAUGGUGCAUCAGGUCUGAGUACAUAUGAUUAUCAAAAGUUUUAUUCAACAUUGCCCGAUGAUCUAAUUUGUCAACUCAUACGUCUCUAUGAUCAAGAUUUUCGUCUAUUCAACUAUCGAGUAGAUGAUUAUAUUAAUCGACCUACAUUAUUAGAAAAUUGUAACCAAUAUGAAAAUUCGUCAACAGUUUUAUUAUUGGAUGUAAAAGAAAGUUUUUCUAUUGGACCUCAACAUAAACAAAAAAUACGUUGGUCAUCAAAAACUUUAAAUAUAUCUUCUAUUUGGUUAAAUUAUUAUUCACAAUGCCAACAUUUAUCUGAACAUUUAUAUAAAUUAUUUGCAUUAGCAUUAGAUUCAGAUGAACAUUGGUUUAAUAAUAAAAUAAAUCAACAUCGUUGUGCAUUACGUUCAUUAUAUUAUCCAUCAUUACCACAAAAUCAAUAUCGAUCAAGUACACCUACAGAUUAUGGAUCAUUUACAAUAUUAAAACAAGAUUCUAUUCAAGGUUUUUAA